GGUUUUCAGGUUUGUAGUCGUCAUUUUUAAUCAUGAUUUGGAAGUAAAUGCUGCUCUCGUUCCAAUUAAGGUCUCGAACAGCUAACAGUAUACAUGCCUAGCUGCAUCGAAAUGUUGGUUUCCCUAUGGUCAGAUCGAAUACGUUUCCGCCGUUGACCGCGUUGGCGAGUUGACUGAGAGGCGCUGUUGAUUUGGAAAAAUAAUUGACAUCUAUUCAAAGAAGUGAGGGUUGUACGUUGGGAAAUCUGUGCAUGGAGAAGACUCCAUGGAGAAGACUGUAUCGCCGUAAGGCAUUGGGGAUUGUAAAUGAGGAUAUGUUUCUGGAAUAGGAAGACUGACAGGCAGCGACCAAGGAGAAGAGACUUCAGCAUGCAAACCUUCAUCUGUCCAGCUUGCUCCCUUGUUUUCGUUCCACGCUUCUGGGCUUCUGAUGGCUGCUCCCAUUCCCCAUUUGCACCAGCAGUACAGUGAGCAGCACCAACAGACUACUGACCCGUCUGUGCCGGCUCUGCCCCACAGCGAGCAGGCGCAGCAGUCUAUUGCCUGCCAGGUGACCCCUGAUGUUGUCAUGUUACAGAGGCGCAUGCCACAGUGCUUUCGCGACCCGUCCUCGUCUCCCCUGAGGAAGCUCUCUAUUGACCUGAUCAAAACCUACAAAUGCAUCAAUGAGGUAUACUAUGCAAAAAAGAAGCGGAGACACCAACAGGGCCAGGGCGACGACUCUAGUCACAAGAAAGAGAGGAAGGUCUUCAACGACGGCUAUGAUGACGACAACUACGACUACAUCGUCAAAAACGGGGAGAAAUGGAUGGACCGCUACGAGAUCGACUCCUUGAUAGGGAAAGGCUCGUUUGGACAAGUUGUAAAGGCAUAUGACCGUGCAGAGCAGGAGUGGGUGGCAAUUAAGAUCAUCAAGAACAAGAAGGCUUUUCUUAAUCAAGCCCAGAUUGAAGUGCGGCUCCUCGAGCUCAUGAACAAACAUGACACGGAGAUGAAGUACUACAUAGUUCACCUAAAGCGCCACUUCAUGUUCCGGAGCCACCUGUGCUUGGUGUUUGAGAUGCUCUCCUACAACCUGUACGACCUGCUGCGGAACACCAACUUCCGUGGCAUCUCACUCAACCUCACACGCAAGUUUGCCCAGCAAAUGUGCACAGCACUGUUAUUCCUGGCCACGCCUGAGCUCAGCAUCAUCCACUGUGACCUGAAGCCCGAGAACAUCCUGUUGUGCAACCCCAAGAGGAGCGCCAUCAAGAUCGUGGAUUUUGGCAGCUCCUGCCAGCUGGGACAGAGGAUCUACCAGUACAUCCAGAGUCGCUUCUACCGCUCCCCAGAGGUGCUGCUGGGCAUGCCUUAUGACUUGGCCAUCGACAUGUGGUCCCUGGGCUGCAUUCUGGUGGAGAUGCACACCGGUGAGCCCCUCUUCAGUGGGGCCAAUGAGAUUGAUCAAAUUAACAAAAUAGUGGAAGUUCUGGGUGUCCCUCCAAAUUACAUAUUGGACCAGGCGCCCAAGGCCAGGAAGUUCUUUGAGAAGAUAUCGGACAGCACGUGGGGUGCAAAGAAGACCAAAGAUGGCAAAAGGUAUAAGCCGCCGGGCAUGCGGAAGCUGCACAGCAUCCUGGGUGUGGAGUCGGGGGGUCCUGGGGGGCGGCGGGCGGGUGAGUCUGGCCACGCUGUCGCUGACUAUUUGAAGUUCAAGGAUUUGAUCCUUCGGAUGCUGGACUAUGACCCCAAGAGCCGCAUCCAGCCCUACUACGCCCUGCAGCACAGCUUCUUCAAGAAGACUGCGGAUGAGGGGACCAACACGAGCAGCAGCGUGUCCACCAGCCCUGCACUGGAGCAGUCCCAGUCCUCUGGAACCACCUCCAGCACCUCCUCCAGCUCAGGAGGGUCGUCUGGCACGAGCACCAGUGGGCGGGCACGCUCGGACCCAACACAUCAGCACCGGCACAGCGGAGGUCACUUCAGUGCCGUGCAGGCCAUGGACUGCGAAAAUCUCUACCCACAGGCGAGGCAGCCGCUCCCUCCCCCAGUUGGCUGGGCUGGUGGCAAAGGGGCACAGACAGUGACAGUGGAGACCCACCCCGUCCAGGAAACCACCUUUCACGUGCCUCCCCAGGCGCCCAAGGCCAUCCACCCCUUGGCCCCCGGUAACAGCUCCUCCGCCCACCAGCACCAUCACCACGGACACCAUCACUUACACCAUCAACCCCACCACCCCCAUGGACAGCAGGGCCUGCCUGCGCGGCCCCGCCUCUACCACUCCCCUAUCAACAGUGCCUCCACAGAGAACUCGGUGGAGGUGGUGCACGGCCACCUGUCUAUGACCUCCCUGUCUUCCUCCUCCUCCUCCACAUCUUCCUCCUCCGCCGGGACCCAGGGGAACAAGGCUUACCAGCUGCGCCCGCUCCCUGCCAACGCAGCCGUGGACUUUGGCCAGAACGGCAGAAUGGGACUGGGUGCCUUCUCCAACCCCAGACAAGAGACUGGGAUGGCGGGCCAACCCACCUACCCCAUGGGCAUGAGACAAGGCAUAGACAGGGAGGAGUCGCCCAUGGCAGGAGUCUGUGUACAGCAGAGUUCUGUCGCCAGUUCUUGACUAAACUGAGAAUGUUUUGUGUUUUUGAAGGUGGUAGGUUUUUAUUUCAACAAAAAAGUGCGUAAAGAAUCAAAAAGCUGCUUUAAACUAGAGGGGGAGAUGAUCACUUACUCUCUACCACAGUGCAAAGCCCACCAUUUCUCCAACUCCUCCCCAUGCCACCCUUGGGUUUCUCUCUUCACUUUGGUUUCAAAUGGGAUUAUUCGCUCCACCAUUUUCAGUGUUCACAGGGAAUUAGAUUUUUACUACAAACGUUCUUGCAUAACAUACUUCACAACCGUACUGAAACAUCCAUUCAUUUCACAUACAACUCUCACUCGACUGCAUGGUUUGCAUUAUUCCUUGUUAUUGUCAGCCGAGAGCUUAGAAGUCUGUGGAUAGAAAAUGACGUAGACAUUUUUCGUUAACGGCUAUUUAGUAAAGGAAUUGUUACAGCACCAUAACAUUUCCAGAAACUCCUAUCCACACAUUUGCACUUUUUUCCAUAUUCGGCAAGAAUAAUUUUCUCUGGAUUUAUAUUCUCAUUUGAAUUUUUCUGUUCUGUUGUACAAUCUCACCUGUGAGCUGUGAGACAUGAAGUGUAUACUACAAAGCAGGAUCAAUGAGUUAGCUAACUUUUAUAAACAACCAGGUUGUUGUCAUUAGACCAUUUCCAUUUCAAGCUUCUUUUUUAAAAAUAAGUUAUUUCCGAAUAUUUAGGCAAGUUGGCUGGCUAACUCAUUGAUCCUGCUUUGUAGUAUACCUGUCCAUAGAGUGGCAGAGGAUUGAAGCAUUAUACAGGGAGUUUCCAUCUCGCUGGGUUUGUCUGUCACACUUUCUUUGAGAGGAAUGUGGAUGCGCUGCGCGGGGGGCCAGCCAUGUACAGCUGUGCAGCAGAGUGCCAUGCUGGGAGGCCCCAGGCCACACUGAAGAUAUGUACUUAAGAGCAGUGGCCAGGGCCGAGCCACCCCAAACCUACAGUACAGUUGUCUGGGCAGUGUCCGGUUUUUUAGAUAACUCUUUGGCCUUAUGUUUUUUUGGGACUCUGAAAUUAAGGGUGGGGGGUGGGGAAAGAAGCUGGACAUUAUUGUUUAAAUGAGAAAAUAGCUUUCUAUUUUUGAAGUUUGGGUAUAAAACAAACAUAAUCCUUAACAAAGAAAAAGUAGAAAAAAUUUGUUUUGAGAAUGGUAAUUUGAGGCCUUUAACUAAAACGGGUGACUUGCGAGGUCCAGUGAUUGCCGGGCCUUGUAAGUUCACGGAAGUAUUUUUGUUGCAAGAUGGAUGGAAUUGGCUAUGACUGUGUCCCUUCCAACUUUUUACUUGCUUUUCUGUUUCUUCAGCAUGUGGUUCCUCCAACAGAGCUUCUGCAAAAAUGUCUUCUGUUCAUCUUUAUAUGAAAACAUGCUGAAUUUUAUGUGACUGCUUUUUUGCCUCACAAUUAUGCUGUGAAUUUUACAAGAAUUUAUUUUCCCUUUUUGAUAAUUUAUUGUACCAAAGCUGUUUUUAUAGCACAUAGAUUUCUGUAACCAAUAAUGUAGCAGUUCUGCACUUUGACACAAGGUAUAUCAAGACCUUUUUAAAAUGUCAGUAAAAAUGGCUGAAUCUAUUGCUUUAGCAAAACUGGAGCUGUUGUUGAACUCGGUACAUUUACUGUUAGCUGAAUCUUCAACAGAAUUGGUUGUAAAGGUUUUUUUUCUCUCUAAAAAGACAAACAACAAUCAAAAACAAAUCUCUCAUUGGUAUAACUUUUUUCUGUUCUCAAGGACUUGAGGGACAAUAGAUGCCAACGCUGAUUGCUACUCUGCGGGUUCCGGAGUAUCAGUAUGGUCGCUGUUAGUUGAGGCAAGUCCUCGUAUUCAUGAGUUGAAAGUGAGAGAGGAAAGAUGUGAACAGUGCAUUAAUCCUUCAAUUUGUGACCAGGUAUUCAGCAGCUGUUUCAAACGUGCCUGUCUUGAUAAAGCUGCCUUGACUACUUUCGGCAGUCUUCAUGGCAGUGGCUAAAAUGGUGCCCCCUUUUCCCCGUCAAUUUAGAAACAACCUUUUUUGACCUAGCUAGCAGAGAGGCACUGUACACAUCCACAUUUUAGCUGGGAUACUGCUCUAAAUUAGCUAAAAUCCAUGUUUGACUGAAGCUCUCACCAUGGAGGUUGAAUCCAAAAGGAAACUAGUAGGGAAGAAUGGUGUGAGAGGUGAGCCCUGCCUGCUGGAGUGUCCUACUCCAGUCUCAUCGUGUGAUGCCUGAGGAUACGGGAGAACUGGCCUAAGUUUUGUACCCUUUGCAAAAAUUUAAGGGGGCAGCAACAGCUAGAGGAAAGGUGUCCAUGACAUCACAGGCUUCAGGUGUUUACUUUUCAACCCCAUUUUAAUAGCUGAAAUAGAAUUUAUUAUGUAUAUAUUUGUAUUUUUUUAAUAAAGGAAGUUUAGAACUCACUACUUUUUUCCUAAUGGUAUUUUGAGUACAUUUAAGUCAAUGUGGAGACCAUGCAGUGGAAGUUCUGUGAUAUUAGUCAGUGGGUAACUGUGCUUCCAGGCCAAAGUAGUUGACAAUGCCAGUACAAAUGCAAAACUUUUAGGGUUUAAAUUAACAGGAGAGUAGAUAUUCAUACCGUAAAUAUUAUAGACAGGGUAUAGUGUGUGGAUGUGUCUACAAACCUGAAUGACAGCUGUGUUUUAAUAUAUAAAUACAUACGCAAUUAUGUACAUAUAUUACAGGAACUAUUUUUAGGUGCAUUAAAAUUGACAUACGCUUCCACCGUGGGGCCAUUUGCAGUCGGGCUACUGAUACGUGUGUGUGAAAGUGAAAGCCACGAUCGUCAACAAACAUCCAACUUUUACUCCCAAGUGUUCAAUAUCAUUUCUGCUCUGCUCCCUAUUUAAUUGGAAUACAGGCUUUUUAUUGCCACCCUUGCCUUCCUGUCCCCCAGUCGUCUGAUUUUGAGUGAUUGACAACAGUUUGGUUACAGGACAUCUGACGUGCAUUGUAAAGAUUAAACGGCAUGGGAAAAGAAAUACCUGUGUCCACAUUGUAAGAUCUAGUCAAUACUUGCUCUGUAUAUGAGAAUGUUCCAAACAUUUUUUUUUUAAAUGGACAAGCCCUUUGUAUUAUAUUCAAGCGGUCUUAUGUAUGAUAUAAACAUUUAAAAAAGUUAA
Oncorhynchus tshawytscha (Chinook salmon) is the source of this 5728-nucleotide messenger RNA. RefSeq names its product dual-specificity tyrosine-(Y)-phosphorylation regulated kinase 1A, a (gene dyrk1aa). Gene Ontology annotation, molecular function: protein serine/threonine/tyrosine kinase activity; ATP binding; transcription coactivator activity. The record is from RefSeq and is a predicted model, not a curated record. The transcript is spliced from 11 exons. Bases 431 to 2599 code for a protein of 722 amino acids. Lineage: Eukaryota; Metazoa; Chordata; Actinopteri; Salmoniformes; Salmonidae. Gene Ontology annotation, biological process: positive regulation of DNA-templated transcription; protein autophosphorylation; peptidyl-serine phosphorylation. Gene Ontology annotation, cellular component: nucleus.